GUCGGUAGCUGUGGAUGUGUCAUCUGCCGCUCAGAAGUUGGAAUGGAAGUUUCACUCAGGUCUUCUGACUGAAUUGAUUUCAUUGGAAAGGUCGGGCGGCGUAAUGAGUGGAGCCACGGUCCCAGCGGACAUUUCUGGACACAUGUUGGACCUGGAUGAAGAUGAAGACCUUGAGGUGUUCAGUAAGAACACCUCCCUGGCUGAAGGUAGCCCCAUGCCCAACUCUCCUGACUCCAUGGUCAACCAGUUCAGACUGGAUGAAGAGGAGCAGCAAGAUGCCAUUAAUAAAGAGAUCUUCAUUACUGUGGACAACCCAGAGAGCCACAUCACUGCUAUUGAGACCUUCGUUAUGUACAGAGUUGUGACCAAGACCACACGCAGUGAGUUUGACUCCAGCGAGUAUGAAGUACAUCGACGGUACCAGGAUUUUCUGUGGCUCAAAAGCCGGUUGGAGGAAAACUACCCAACUCUAAUUGUCCAUCCUCUCCCAGAGAAGUUUGUGAUGAAAGGCAUGGUGGAUCGCUUCAAUGAUGACUUUAUCGAGACCAGGAGGAAAGCCCUGCAUCGCUUCCUCAACAGGAUCUCUGAGCAUCCCAUCCUGUCCAACAGCCACCACUUCAAAGUCUUUCUUACUGAAGAGGAGCUGGCCCCUCACAGGAAACAGGGUCCAGGCUUUCUGAGCAGGAUGGGCGAGACGAUGAGGGCGAUGGCCAACUCUGUACGAGGCCUGAGGAGCAAGCUGGAGGAGUUUGCUGUCAUGCAGGAAUAUGUUGAGGACUUCAGUAACAAAAUCUGCUCCGUGGACAAAGUCACCCAAAGGAUCAUCAAGGAACAGAGAGAAUACAUGGAUGAACUGAAGCAGUACAGCCCUACCUAUUUCCAGUGGGCUGAGUCAGAGGAGGAGCUGGCAGAACCACUGAAGGGCAUUGGUAGCUGUUUGGAGAGGUGCAGUAAGGAGACAGAGGAGCAGAUCCAACAGCUGUCGGAGGUCCUUGUCCCCGCCCUGCAUGAGUACGUCCUCUGUGCUGAUACUCUCAAGGCUGUGAUGAGACGAAGAGACAACAUCCAGGCCGAGUUUGAGGUGAAGAAUGAGGUCCUGGCAUCAAGAAAAACUGACCAAGAAAUACUGCAGGAGGAGGUGGAGGACCUGGCAGUCCGAAUGGAACAGGCCAACAACGCUUUGCGUGGAGACUGGUCACUCUGGAGGACCAGAAUGAGAGCUGACCUUAAAUCUGCUUUUAUCUCCACUGCUGUCAAGAAUGUAGAUUAUUAUGAGAAGUGCCUGGCUGUGUGGGAGUCCUUCCUCCUUUCUCAGAGAGGUGGGUCAAUGGAGCAAAGAAAUGAGGAAGAUGCUUCCUAAAGUGUGAGGUUGCCUGCUUCCUUCCUGACCAUACAAAGGCCACCAUCUGAUCUGUCCAUGCUGAAACUGAAGACCCAUCCUCUGGUGAAUAAAGUGGUAGAAGUGCGUCAUUUAUACAAGAUUCAUGUGAAUCUUUUCUUUCUCUUUGAACAAAGAGGCUAGUCCUACUCUUACCACACAGCUUAGUUGACUUAAUUCCACACAUGUAGAUGGCCAGAUGAUUUUCCAUGAUGUAAUGGUGCAGGAACUACAUACAUUGUGAAACAUGUUACAGAUGUUCUCGUGACCAGUUUGAUCGUUUCUUAGUAUGACUGCAGUGGAGCCAUUAAAAGAACUGUUGUGAGAUUGCGGCACUCAUUCAUUCUGUUGCUUAUCAGCAGACAGUCAUGCAUCAGUUAAGCCAGUGAUGCUCUGAACUGGUGCUUUAUAAACUGUAGGAACUAAUUCUUGUAUUUGUAAAUUGUUUUGUAGAUCAGUAACUAAAGGGAGUGUACACUACACAUGGGUCAGCUUUCUCUCUCAUCAUAGAUCCCCAUUAAAUGUCAUUAAUCGUCCGCCGUAUUGUGCUUGUUGAAAAAUAAAGUUUACAUGCAAGAUAAUGUAUGAGCAAUGUAAUUCUAAUUGAAAACUGCAAUAUUUUUUUUUUAUGUGCAAAUUGUAUUAUUAAUGGCAAAUAAAGGACAAAAAUAUGAUUUUACCAUAAUAAUAAAGAUUGACAUCACUUGAAA
Molecule: messenger RNA, 2088 nt
Organism: Girardinichthys multiradiatus
Lineage: Eukaryota; Metazoa; Chordata; Actinopteri; Cyprinodontiformes; Goodeidae
Gene: snx7
Product: sorting nexin 7
Exons: 9
Coding region: 104-1360 (418 amino acids)
Molecular function (GO): phosphatidylinositol binding
Source: RefSeq, a predicted model, not a curated record